UUCUGUCGUUUAUGACAAGCCUGGCGUGGAAAUUUCUGAUUGAUCCACUUGUAUCGUCCUGGCAAGAUGGGCCUCCACUUUUCGAGCACUUUUGACACGUGUCCUCGAGGGAAAAUUCUCGCGAUACGAGAAAUUGACUGGAAACAGAAAGGAAUUAGUGAAAAGGGAUCGUCAUGAGUACCACGUGUCCUCACAGCAUGAAAUAGAGGUCGGAUGUAGACAGGUGGGGCAGGCUCUGUAGCUGCCCGUAGAUUUAGAAUUGCCCGAGAGGCUCUCUUUUUUUUUUUUUUGUGUCCCUGCUCGACGAGGGAAAAAUAUAUAUAUUUUUUUCCCCUAUAGAGGAAAACAGCGACACGUUUUCUUCUGAGCGAAAUUCCGCACACCAUUACUUUGCUUGGUUCAUAUUAACACUUCGCCGAUGAUGAUUGUCCUCAGGCAGAGAUACUCCACGGCGAGUUCCUGCUUCGGACGAUUCCGAUGACGGAGGUUUACAGUAUAAUGCCAAGCGAAGAUGAUGAAGAUUCGCCGGCAAAAUGCCGAGAGCGCCGGCGACGUAGAAUAGAGAUGAGACGGUUAGCAACAGUAUCGUCGGCGAAUCCCUCGUCCUCCACCACUCACCACCGGAAAGAGAAUCAAACUGGUAGCUCCGGUUUUGAGAAGAAACGUGGUCGGAAGACGGACGGUGACGGUAAUCCGGAGAUUUCAUCGUCUUCGUCAUCGGGGGAGGACGUGAAGACUGUAAGAGCUUCAGCAUCGGUACCUCAGCCGGUUUUCGGGAUGAUGUCGGUAUCCGGGAGGUCACGUGAGAUGGAGGAUGCAGUAUCGGUGAGCACGUGCGUUCUAGGUCCAGAAAAUUUCCGACGGCAACUGGUGCAUUUCUUCGCCGUCUACGAUGGACAUGGAGGCCCUCACGUGGCAGCGUUAUGUAGGGAGAAGAUGCACGUGUUCGUACAAGAGGAAUUUUCGCGCGUGAUUUGCACGCGCGAGGAAGGUGAGAGUGGCGGUGGUGGUAGCACCGCGGCGGAGGGGGUUGAGUUGGAGGAGGAGGAGGAGGCGACUUGGAGAAGAGUGAUGCGGCGGAGCUUUGAGAGAAUGGACGAAGUGGCACUCAGUACUUGUGCCUGUGGGAGCGUCGGAGGCAAGUGUGGGUGCCAUCCGAUGGAGGUGGCUCUCGGCGGCUCCACCGCCGUCGUCGCUGUACUCACACCAGAUCACAUAAUCGUCGCCAACUGCGGCGAUUCACGCGCCGUCCUUUGCCGAGGAGGAAGGGCCAUUCCCCUCUCUAAUGAUCACAAGCCUGAUAGAAAUGAUGAACUAGCAAGAAUUGAAGCUGCUGGAGGACGGGUGAUUUUCGUAAAUGGAGCUCGGGUUGAAGGAAUCCUUGCAAUGUCCCGUGCAAUAGGGGACAAGUAUCUCAAGUCAGUUGUAAUAUCAGAGCCUGAAAUUACUUUCACCAAAAGAGAAUCAGAUGAUGAAUGUUUAAUACUUGCAAGUGAUGGCUUGUGGGAUGUUCUUUCAAGUGAGUUGGCUUGUGAGGUAGCUCGUGAAUGUCUCCUAGAAGGAGUGGCGGCUAAUACUACUACAAUAGACCUCAAUGCCGUGCCUCAAAUUGAAGAAGAAGGGGCUGGAAUUUCAUAUCCCUCUCGAAGUGCGCUGGCUGCUGCGCUGCUUACUCGUCUUGCUUUAGGGCGGAAAAGCACCGACAACAUCAGUGUCAUAGUUAUUGAUCUAAAGAGGAGCUGAAAAAAAAACAUUGAAAUGAUUAAGGCUUGACCAUGCAUAUGGAUGUUGCACAGCCUGGUUCAAAAUUAGAAACGGAGUGAGGAGGCAUGAUCCAUUAAAGUAAGGGUGAAAACUUAUUUCUCUAAUUAGUAAGUCUGCGAUUGAAUUUAUUAGUUGAAAGUUGUGUUCUAUAGUCUGGUGGGUGGAUGUUUUGCUAUUUCAUGUCAUCAUGAAGCACGAAAGAACUGAUGAUUGGAAGAACCGAGUCCAUACAAUCCAACAUUUUUCCAGCCACAUGAUGUUGUUGAGGAGCUUCAUGAUGGGAUUAGGCUAAUACAAGCAUGGUCUCUCUCUUUUGCUUGUGGAAAUUCGACUGUAUUUGGUUAAUGUAUCAUUACAAGGUUUGCUGUAUGUUGCCUUGCUCAAUAUAUUGCAUUUGUUUCAUAUUUGAUUUCAACCCCUCUCCCUCUCUAGAUUCUUAGCCACAUGAUUCCAGCUUUAACUCACUGGAAUGUGCUGCAGUUGGGUGAAGUCACAUGUUAAUAUCUGAUCGGAUCUUUUAUUAGAAUUUGGUUUGGUGAGAUUGAAAUUAAUUGCAAUUAUCUGAA
Benincasa hispida (wax gourd) is the source of this 2330-nucleotide messenger RNA. It is a transcript of the gene AHG1, whose product is annotated as Protein phosphatase 2C family protein. Gene Ontology annotation, biological process: protein dephosphorylation. NCBI's taxonomy places the organism in Eukaryota, Viridiplantae, Streptophyta, Magnoliopsida, Cucurbitales, Cucurbitaceae. The record is from RefSeq and is a predicted model, not a curated record. Gene Ontology annotation, molecular function: protein serine/threonine phosphatase activity; cation binding.